UUUCCUUUUCUAUUGCACCCUUCCCCGCGGAGCCGCUGCUUUCUGCGGGGAUUGUCCUGCUUCUGGCCCUUGUCUCCGUUGGCAGGGUGACAGUAUUCGAGUGUGCAAACUUGUGCUAUUGUCCCCCGGCCAGAAGGAGCCAUGGAGACCCACUGAUAUGACACAGGAAAGUGUUUGCUGAUGGCAAUUCUAUGGGCUUUGUCUAACUCUUUCUCUUUCACGACGACUCGAUUUAAGUCUCCGAAUGUUUGACUACAAAUGCGAGAGUGCUAUCCGGCUCCUCCGCCUUUGUCCCGCGAGGUUUGAAUGAGUAAUUCAGCUUUUGUGUGGCUCGAUUGAGGGGGCAAACAGAAAGACAAGAUUCUUGAGCGCUCAAGCCCCCUUUCCAUGGUUAUGCGCACAUCUCCUCAGCACCUCCUCCUCCUCCGAACCCGCUCCUGACAUCCCUGUAAGGUGAAGAGCGCCGCUUCAGAUCGGGACGGCUUCAGGGCCGCGGGGCCCUCGCGCCAAACUCCAUCGAAUCACAAACAGAGUGCGGCGAGCGCGGGGACGAUCAGGCCACCGUCUCCACAAAGAAAUAUUGCAUCUGCUCGCUAUUUUCCCUCGGGGAUUUCCAUGACAACAAUUUGGGGUGGCAAAGAAUCCGACACCGGGAUCUCGGUGGCUCAUUGGGGUGCAUUGUGAGGAGAGUGAGGUCGCUGAUUGGCUCAGGAAAGCACCAUAACUACACCGAGUCUAUAGUCAUUCAGCUUCUUUGAGUGCUUGGGCUAUUACAGAGGCCAGGCGAGCUGGACCUCACUCUGCCAGGGCUGAUGCGAAGCUGGGGUCAUUACUGCGGCUGUUGGACUCUAGAGCUGGAGGUCAGAGCUUCACAGGAGUGAGGAUGUGCUGCUGAGGUCUGCAUGAUGAGCUCCGACAGCGAGGUGAAAACGCUCCUGAACUUCGUCAAUCUGGCGUCGAGCGACAUCAAGGCGGCGCUGGAUCGAUCCGCGCCCUGCAGGCGCUCCGUGGACCACCGCAAAUACCUGCAGAAGCAGCUCAAGCGCUUCUCGCACCGCUACGCCAAGAUGCCCCGCUGCCAUCCGCACAGAAACGGCGACUCGGCGCUCGCUAAACUCUCCGAGGAGAAAGCGCCGCACGGGACCGGGACCGGGAGAGACGUGAGCGCCGGCUCGGAGGAGGAAGCGCGGUCGGGACAGGGACAGGGACAGGGACACGGACAGAUCCCGAUGCCGAUGCGCAAGCGGCAGCUCCCGGCGUCCUUCUGGAAGGAGCCGCAGUCCUCAUCCGGGAGCCGCGAGCGUCUGGAGCGCUUCCUUAAAAACAACGCGAGCGCGACCGGACGCGUCAGAUCGCCCGCGGUGAAUGGCGAGAAAAGCAAGGUGGUUUUUGAUGACUCGAAAGCGAACCCGCUGCUGUCCGGUAGCGCGGCGUGCGCAUGCGCGUGCUGCACGCUCCCGUACCGCGCGCUCCACAGCCGCUUUCUGCUGCCUCACGCGGACGCGCCUUUCAGGAGCCGCGCCGAGCCCGCGCACAGCUUCGGCGACGGACAGCAGCGCUCCGGCGCGCAUGUAGUGAUCAAACCGAUCCCCACGAAGCCUGCGCUCUCCUCCUCCUCCGCGUUCAGCGUGUUCGGAUUCUAACAACAUUAGUCACUUCAGCGAACUCCUCUCUGUUUUAACCGAUUACUGCGAACACUGCCUCUAAGCACUUACAGUACAGAUGUAGCAAGAAUAGAGUUCUUGUGUGAGCACAGCCUUUCAGUAGUUUGCACAAACACUCUUCUCUGGACAGCAGACGACUUUCUGUGGUGCAUUUGUGUGACUGAUCAUUUCUGUUACAGCUCAAACAUUCCUGAUACAGCAUCAUUCACUGUGAGCUAGAGAUUAUUUAUUA
This is a messenger RNA of Cyprinus carpio (common carp), 1896 nucleotides long. It is a transcript of the gene fam181a, whose product is annotated as family with sequence similarity 181 member A. NCBI's taxonomy places the organism in Eukaryota, Metazoa, Chordata, Actinopteri, Cypriniformes, Cyprinidae. The record is from RefSeq and is a predicted model, not a curated record.